Messenger RNA from Eriocheir sinensis (Chinese mitten crab), 15641 nucleotides. RefSeq names its product protein capicua homolog (gene cic). The record is from RefSeq and is a predicted model, not a curated record. Bases 469 to 8481 code for a protein of 2670 amino acids. NCBI's taxonomy places the organism in Eukaryota, Metazoa, Arthropoda, Malacostraca, Decapoda, Varunidae. Gene Ontology annotation, biological process: regulation of transcription by RNA polymerase II. Gene Ontology annotation, molecular function: DNA-binding transcription factor activity, RNA polymerase II-specific; RNA polymerase II transcription regulatory region sequence-specific DNA binding. Gene Ontology annotation, cellular component: nucleus. The transcript is spliced from 20 exons.
CCGUGGUGAAGGUGAUACGCGAGGCUUGACCAGCUCCUCCCCUUCAUGGCUCUUACUUUUCUAAGCCUCAUCGAUUUUUUUUUACGUUAAUUGCAACAAUACCCGAAGGUCCCCCGGUUCGAGCCCCGGGUAUGGUUGGAAGCCCCGAGUGAGUCCCAGUUGUGGCGAGGCGUAUAGAAGUUUAUUAUAUUGCAUUGGAGAAUCGAGGAGGUAGCCAGAUAUAAUACCCCCGUUGUCUGUCUACCUGUCUCACGCACCUGUCCUCAUUAGUGCUUCUGUCUGGAUACCUGGAUACACCUUUGGCACCCCCCGCCCCCCCCUUCGCACCCCCUUCCAGCCCCGCCCCGCCCCGCCCCGCCCCAGCCAGCAUGUGACAGCUGGCAAGAAGCUUGGCUGCUAUGAAGCUUACCUGGUACUGUGGUGAGCCACCGGUGGUCCUCAGCACCCUAACUAUGGACGACCAGCAAGAUGAAUAGACGCGGGGGCAACCGAGCAAAACGCAUCACAGAGUCCAAGGCUUCAGGCAGUGCUGGCCGUGGGGCUAGGACUGCCGCCCGGAGGGAGGGAGAGCUUGCUACUCAGCAGCCCUCCCAAGUUAAUGCCUCUUCAGGAAAUGGCCUGCCUCAUGGGAAGAAGGAGGGCGAUGGCCAGACUCCAGGGAAGGCUCGCAAGGAAACUGUGGUAGUGGGCAGAGGGGAUGAUGGCGGUGGGCCUGGUGAGGGAGUGCCCCACGCUGGGGGGGAGUCCACUGUGGUGACCAGCCAGGGCCACACCUCAAACUCCAAGAUGCCGGCUGCCACAGUGAGUCAUGCCCCACGCGCUGCCGCCGCAAACUCCAGCAGGGGGUCUGGCUCUACUGGAACUGGAGGCUCAGGGUCCUCCUCCACCUCAUCCAAGGAGGAGCGGCAGCCGGUUCAUGAUGUCUGCAAGUUACCCAAGAAGCGGAAAUUUGAUCCGGCAGAGCUGGAGGACAUGAACGGAGGACCCAAGCCAGUGAUAGGUCCUGCCAGCCAGCCUGCAGCCCCAGCAACAACCACUGCCACAGCCACCACUGGGCUGGUGGUCAUGCCAUCCACCCCCGUGCGAGGCCCGUCCAUCAGCACCUCAGUUGCAAGUCCUGCGGUGAGUGCCGCCGGUGUCGCCAGAACUCCGUCAGUGUCCGCCACGGACACAUCAACCACCCAGGGGGUGUCCACCCAGGCUGAGGCUGCUAAUUCCUUGGAGAGCAAGCCACAGGACCUCAGGGUGAACACUGGGGGUGGGAGCCGCAGCAGCGUGGACAGUGAGAGUGAGGGAGGCCGAGGCGGUGCCAGCAGCAAGAAUGGCCUGGAGAAGCACAGGCCGGGCAUGUCUCCUGUUCCCUCCCAGCCCGUCAACAUGACAAGCACCAGCCUCACAGUUGCGUCACAUCCCACAGUGGCUCACAUCUCCGUGGCCACGCAGGGGAUGAUGACCUCCCAGCGCGCCGCGCACUCCCAGUCCUCCACACAGCUGAAGCACCCAUCAGUGUCACAGACUUCUUCCAUCUCUCACGCUGCCACAGUCUCGGCGCACAUUGCUGUCCCACAGCAGCAAGCCAUCGUAACAAUCCCACAGUACCAGGUUCCCCACACCACUUCUCAGCAGUUACAUCUUCAGCACCAGAGACAAAAAGCACAACAGCAAAGACAGCAGCAGCAGCAACAACAACAACAACAACAACAGCAACAACAACAACAACAACAACAGCAACACACACAGCAGCAGCAGCAGCAGCAACAUGUACAUCAGCAACAGCAACACUCACACCAGCACCAACAAGCUCAUCAUCCACAGCAACAGUCACAUCAGCACCAGCAACAACAACAACAACAACAAGCUCACCACCAGCAGCAGCAACAGCAAUCCCACCAACAGCAGCAACAACAACAACAACAACACCCACAAUCUCAUCAUCUUUCACAGCAGCAGCAGCAGCAGCAACAACAACAACAACAGCAACUCCAGCAGCAGCCUCACCUCCAGUCCUCCCACCACCCGACACACCAGCCUCUGCACCAACAGUCACACCACCCGCAGCAUCACCCACAGCAGAUACAGAUUCAGCAGCAGCAUGUUCAGCAACCUCACCAUCAGUCAGUGUCCCAGGCUCAGCAGCUACAGCUGCAGCAUACAGUCAGCACGGGAGGCCAUCACACCCUACAGCUGGCCCAUUUGGUGCCCCCGGCUGCUCACGCACAGCCCGGGGUGACACAGGGCUCCACGGUGCACCUCUCGCAGUCUCCGAGCUCCAAGUACGCCGGCUACAAGAGUGUUGUGGACGUGGCUGCCCAGGCCACCCUGCCGUCGCAUCACAUCUCCGGCGAGACGAGAGAGGGAGGCGAGGUGCCGAGGACGCCUGAGAUGUGGUCGUCGCAGCAGGGCGUGGCCCGGGCGCCAGUGGACCUCAAUGAGUGGCGGGGACACCGGGUGCUGGCCAAGAGGGGGCCACACUACUACCCAGCAGUGAUUAUCAGUGUUAAAAAUGCUUGUGAUCUUGUUGUGAGGAUUGACGCAGAGUCCAUCGGUGAUCUCGUGUACAGCAGUGUCUUUACCACUGGAAAGUUUGACGUGAUAAGUGACGCCGUGCCCUCUGCCAAGCAGCUGGUGGACGGGGCGAGAGUAGUGGUGCGUUUGGACAAGGAGCAGCAGAUGUUUGUUGAGGGAGUAGUGUAUGAGAAGCAGGGCUCCCCCACCACCCAGUACCUGGUACGCAUAAGUGGAGAGACAAACGGUCAGGGCUCUGGAGUCAGUAAUGAUCACUGGCUCCAGAGGCCACACCUGCGGUUACUCCAGCCGCCCUGGUGGGAGGAUUUGGAACCUCACGGACAGUCGUCACUACUCUCUUCCUCUUCCUCCUCCUCCUCCUCCUCCUCCCACCACUUUUCCUCCCACAAGCCUGUGAGCUACAUAUCCCCGGGCUUCCAGGAGACGCCUGCCCCUCACCUUGUUCCCGCCGCUGCCCCCUUCUCCCUGGUGCCCACCACCUACGGCACCAUCACGCCACCAAACCAUGUCACACCCCCGGGCAGCGUUGCCAUGACCCCCAUCAGUGGGCAGUCAGGGUCCGUGGGCCUCAGCUCAGGAUCAGAAGAGUUACGGAGACGCCAGAUGGAGGACUACGACAGCGAUGACGACCUGAGGAGAGAGGACAUCACGUUUCCUACUGAAGGUGGCCAUUACAGCGGCAACCAUCGCUCCUUGUCGCUGACGCCCGGUGCACUGGGGAGCAAGUAUACGAACGACCCUAAGCGUACCUCCAUGCACAGCAGAGGCUCCACGUCAAGCCUCAUAGAGCAAGGCAGCAUUGGCACCACCACGCCUCGCUCCACCCCGGUGACACCCAGGUCAGGCACUGCUACGCCGCUAAAGUAUAAGAAAGGAGAGGUUGUGACUACGCCCAACGGCAUUAGGAAAAAGUUCAAUGGCAAGCAGUGGCGGCGGCUGUGUGGCAAGGACGGGUGCAGCAAGGAGAGUCAGCGGCAGGGGUACUGUUCGCGCCACCUAUCCAUGUACGGCAAGAGGCUACGCAGCUCCUCCAUCACCUUCACUCCGGGGAAAGACACCCCCAGCAUGGAAGGCGGAUGGGAGGAGAUAUCCUGUGAUUCCGACACCUCCCCCAACUUCAAUCUCACCGCACCUCGCUCCCAGGACGAGACAGAAGCUGCUAAUAUGCUGAUGACUCUGAGCAACUCCUCGAGAUCAACAACACCGGCGGGGUACUUCUCUCCUACGUCUAUCUCCCCUCGAGCUAUCCAGAGCCCGGUGACGGUAGGCCCCAAAGGCAACGUGUUCAUGCCCAUUUCCCAGCCCGGCGCCGCCAUCACCUCCCCCACCGGGCGCCCCUGGACCACCCACGACAAUAUCAACAGGCAUCCAGCGCCGCUCCUGCCUCAGAGACAAAUUAUUAGGCCUGAGUUGCUUCGUCCGGUGACCAAAAUGCCGCCAACUAUGGUACAUGUGGCCGGUGGCACGAGUGUGAUCCGUGCCUCUCCCAGCCAGGGUGUGCCAAUGGGCCAGCCUCAGGGCAUCACCAACCCACAAGAUGCAACAACACAUCAAACCCCCGAGUCAGUCAUCCAGGAGAGGAGGUACAUUCAUAACUUCUCUCGGGGCAUUGGCAUCAACAGCCAAGCCCUGGCCUCGCAUCAGGGCCAUGGGUCCAGAAUCUUGGCUCCUGGAGUGACUGUCACCUCGGCCAACAACCAGGCCACCGUGGCCAUCCUUGAGAAGGUUCUCACGUCCUCGGUGCCCCACACUGCCAAACCCAACAAUGACUCACAGCCACAAGAUCUCUCAAAUAGGUUUCGUCCUUUAGAUAAAUCGGGGUUUAAUGGAGAUCAAGCAACUAUCGUGGUGGAUGAAGCUGUAGGGUCCACUGGUGAACAGAUGACUGCGGAGACCACAGGGGAGCAGGAAGGGCUGCUCUUACGUGCCAACAAUGCCGCGGUGAGGGAUGGCAUGAUAAGCCUCCCGGAGCAGGCGUCUUUUACUACCAGUGGCGGGAAACACGAUGCCGGUGAGGACAAGAACAGCGUCGGCAACCAGGCAAAAUCCGAACUCACCACGCUGGCCUCACCCUUCACCACCAAUGGGGGUGCCGUCAUCAUCACCACCCAGCAGCGGGGUCACGGGGCCACUGCCGAGCACGUGGUCAUCCACACACAGGCGGUGAAGGAGGAGAUCACAGUGGAGGCCAAGUGGGACAAUCAUCACCAGCAGCAGCAGCAGCAGGGCCAGCAAACCUACCACUGGAGUCAGCUCGUCCCUUUCAUCACAGCGCCGAAUAAGAACGCAUCUGGGCAGCAGCAGGGCAAGGGUGAAUCUGAUCCCAAGCCAACCGUGAACGGGGAUGUGACGGUCAACGGGAAGGGGCCCACCGGCAGCACCAGCGAGGCCCGAAUGUCCGAGAGCGGCCAGUCCCGGCGCGAGUUGUGUGGUCAAGAUGUCGACAUUGACUACGGCGAUGAUGACGACGUGUUUGUGUCCGACCUUGACGCCUCCACUACUGCCACCACUGACAACAAGGGCCGGACGCGCUCCCUGGGCUCCUUCUCUGGCAAGGAGGAGCCCAAGAGUCCAAGAAAGGGUAAAGCAGACAAGGAACACAUCAGGCGGCCGAUGAACGCCUUUAUGAUCUUCAGCAAGCGACACCGGCCUCUGGUCCACCAACGCUACCCCAACCAGGACAACAGAACAGUGUCCAAGAUCCUGGGGGAGUGGUGGUACGCCCUCGGCCCGGAGGAGAAGCAGAAGUACCACAGCUUGGCAUCGGAGAUCAAGGAGCAUCAUUACCGAGCUCACCCAGACUGGAAAUGGUGUAGCAAGGACCGACGGAAGACCUCCUCCAGCUCCAACAAGAGUGAUGGGCCCCCAUACACCCCAGGGGCUCAGGGCGUGGACAGCAUGCCUCUGACCCCUGGCGGCACAAACAGUGGGCAGGUGUUCACGCCGGGAGGCCCUAACAGCAGUGGUCCGCCCCUCACCCCCAGUGCAACGGCAAGUGUGUCGGACUCCACGGUCGGUACCAACAGAACAAUACAGGUGUCUGCUGCAGGGACCCAGCUCACUAUAUCCCAUCCAGCCGUCACAACCAACAGUACGGUCAAUAAGCAGUUUCUCGUGCCUGGUAACAGCGUUCAGGCUGGCUCCAGGAGAGACACGGUAGGCUCGGUGUCCGAUGACGACUCCAAAAUGGUGAUAUGCGAAGACAGACCUCCGGAGACGAACGCCGAUCCCUCGUCCAACAAGGCAGACUCAAGUCAUGAAAUAGAUUUAGCUUGCAAAGAACAUGUUGGAGAUUCAGAUUCAGAAAACCAAAGUGAUACAGAGGUCAGCCAACGAUUACGAAGACCUUAUUCUCCUUCAGGUGGGGGAGAUGUUAAGUACAAGCCCAAGGCCAUCAAAGGAAGACCCUCGGUGGCAAAUGAAGAAGUGGUUACCUUGUAUGGCCCAACCGGAACUGCCCAGUUUGGUGCCGAUCAACUUCAUGCUGCCGGAAAACAGUCGUCCCUCCACCUGUCCUCCACUCCCACCCUCCACAUCCCCACCACCACCACCACCCUGCAGUCCACGGGCAGUGCCUUCAGGUCAAUGCCUCCCUCCCCUAAAGUGCGGAAUGUUACCGAGAACAACGUCAUCCAGCAAGAGGGUGACAAGGUGACAGCUCCCGUGUCCAGUGCCAGUUAUGGAGCCAAUAUAAAGAUAAUUAGCAAUGUGUCGUCUCCGGGCGGCCAGAGAACUGUCAUGAAAACAAAUCAAAUAAAAUCAAUUCACAAUCUCACCGUGACAACACAGGAGAGGAAGCCGGUGCUCGUGGACACGCCAAUUAGUUUACGCACAAGUAAAAAUGAGACUGUGAAGUGCAGCGGCAGCGUCACCGGCGUCACUCUGCCAGCAGGAACGCAGGUCAUCCCCAACAGCAACCACCAAGUGUACUACUCGGGGAUCAUCACCUCCACGUGUGCCACGCCCACCACCUCCGUGGGAACCAUUCCAAAAACUGCCAUUUUGAUGCCACAUUAUACCUUAGUGAAUGCUGGGGUGAAGGGGGGUGCCCUUGUGGCUCCAGGGGGCUCCUCCCCCAUGCAGGUCACCAAUGUGAUGGUCAAAACAAAUCCAGCAGUGCCUGUCGGCACUCAGUCAGGCAUAACUAAAGGGGUGUCAGUUGGGUCAGGUCAGCCAACCCACGUCCAGUACCUGGUGCCGUCAUUCACCCCCGAUGGGAAGCUGAUCCUGCCCAACAACCUGCUGGUGUCCACCGACCCGGCGGCCAAGCAGCUGACCGUCACCCCCGUGUCCUCGGCCGGGGGCGUCAGGAUGGUUCCGUCCACGGGGGGAGCGGCAACGUCCGACGCAGGGGGUGUUAUCAAGCCCCUCACGGUGACUGAGGUGGGCAAGACCUCCGUUACCUCGCAGGCUCAAGGUAUGGUGUUGAUCUCGGGCUCAAGAUCCGGCAUUGCUCCCGUUGGCCCCCAGCUGGGAGUGAGUCAGCCGGUCUCCCUCGCACACUCGCCGUACCAGACUCAUCCUGCUGUGACCCGAGGGAGUGGAGGCAACGGGGCCGUGGUGACCAACUCCCUCACGUCUGGAUCCAUCACUGCCAUAACCGUGCCAGUACAGCAGCAACAACAACAACAACAGCAUCACCAGCAUCAACAUCAGCAACAUCAUCAACAGCAACACCACCAACAGCAGCAGCAACAACAACAAACUCAGCAGCAGUCCUCACCUCCACAAAGUCAGCAGCAGCAUCAGUUACAGUCACAAGUACAAUCACAACCCCAGCAGCAGCAGCAGCAGCAUCAGGAACAGCAGCAACAAGCACACUCCCAGCAGCAGCAACACAAGGUCAAAGCACAAGUAGCCAACAUUCCCAUGGGGGGUGGGGGGGAGGAGGAGGAGCUGGAGGAUAAGCCCAAGUUCAUCCUGGCACCCACGCCGGCACAGCUGGGCAAGGCGCCGCGCCAGAAGAGGCUCAGCACGGGUCCAGUGUCUGCCAUAGCCGACACUCCACCCCAGCUGUCCCCAGACACCAAGAUGGCGCCGCCCCAGCACCCUUGUGGGGAGACCAAGGUGUCCCCGGGAGCCAACACCCCCUGUGAGGGAGACACCUCCAACCAGCAGACGCCUGUGCCGCCCUCGCCCAAUGAAAAGAAGAGCUUCUUCAAGAAAAACAUUGAAGAUGGCAUGGACAAGGUUUUAGAGGAAGUAAAUUUUGAGCAGAAGUUUGGUGCACUGCCAGAGUUCAACCCUGACGAGGUGCAGUCCCCCGGCCUCAACGCCAGCACGGUGCCCUCUGUUCCCUCCUCUCCAAGGACGUUUAUCAGUUCUUACAGGAAGAAGAGAAAGCAUUCCACUGGUGGGGAGGAAUCCGAGGCAGAGACUCCCAUGAGCGUGACGCCGCACAUGACGCCCUCCUGCACCCCUUCCUCCACCCUGCAGGGAUCAAAGUUCUUCCCGCCGGACUUCAACCCAGAAUCUUUCAAAGUUGGCGACAUCAGGGCCGAGAAGGCUGAGGUGGACUCCCCGGCAGGACGCUCCCCCAGGACACCAAAGACUCCCAGGGACUCCGACAAAAGCCAUUCCUCUCUCCGGCACAUCCUGGAGCAGCGGCGCACCUUGGUCAUGCAGCUCUUCACCGAGUACGGCUGGUUUCCCCCCGCUCAAGCAGUGGCAACCUUUCAGUCAAAAUAUUCAGAAAUUUUCCCAAACAAAAAUUGCCUGAUUCUGAAGAUCCGGGAAGUGCGGCAGAAAGUCCACCAAAACACCCCCAACACCCCCGGCGGCAUCCCCAGCAGCCCCAACCCUGCGGCGGCGGCGGCGGCGGCAGCGGCCUCACACGGAACAGGAGCCCCUCCCCCCCAAGUCAAUCACAAUAACCACCACAAUGCACGAGCCUCCCUCUCUGUCAGUGUGCCAACCUCCAGCCAAGCCUCCACUUCACUCCCCGUCACCACAUAAUGACAAACUCACCUAGAGAUGUAUUAUUAAUGCCUUUUAGGAUCACCACCUGAUUUUUUUGCACGCCAGCAUUGCUCUGUAUAGUACAGGACAGGUGUCAAAGUAAUUUUAGUGUGUACAGGAAUUUGAAUGUGAUUUCAGUGCAGCUUUAUCUACUGGUUUCUUGUCAAGUCCUGCGUUGACUUUGCGUAGUCAGCUGUAUUGGAUGUCAGGGCUGUUCCAUAAAUAUUCUGACACCUCAGGGGACCAGUGCAUUGUUUUAACGAAAGUGGGAAUGUCAUAGAUAAGUCAUUGACCUGAGGAAGAGGAACAAAAAGAUAUAAGAGUUUUCUAUUGGGGUGUUAUAAAUCAACUUUUACGGAUUAUUUUUAAACAAUUGUCAUCAUCAAUUUAAAAGAACAAUUACAGUUUCAUGGAGGAGCUUUCCUAGUUGUAAAUAUGAGCCUUAGUCCGUGUCCACUGUUGUAGACCAAGUGCUCACCAAUGCUGCUCGUGCACUUUUGCUCAAUUAUUUGCCUGUAGAAGAGUAGAGCAAAAAUCUAGUUGGAAGCCUGACCAGAGCCUCCACACCUUCUUGUGUUCUGUGCAAGAGAUGGCAACCUGGAGACACUACGUUGGUCUGCUCUGUAGCCUUAUUCAAGAAGUGCACUCAAGACUAGGAUUUAAACUUGGUUGUAUGAUAAUCCUCAGUGUUUAAUCGAUGUUUGACACUUGGAAAUACUUAUGACACUGCUUUCCUGCAUUUGGGUGUCAGUGAUGAAAGGACUUGUGCAAGACCUUAAUGUAUUUUGUACUAUGUGGGUUACCAUUUAAGGGAAUUUGUUAGCAAAAGUUACAUCAAACUUGAAGGGAGAAGGUGCCACAGCCAUUGCUUGCUCUUCUGUUACAGUCAUUGCAGAAUUGUACGGCAAUUAAUAUAGCAUAAUUGUAUUGGCUUUAGGUGUACACCCCUAAAGUAGGCAUAGUUGACCAAGCCCACCCGGCCACACGUCAGAAACUUGUCCUUCAAAAGUCCUAGAAGAAUUUUCGCUGUUUUGAUCAUACAGAAAUUUUUUCACAUUAUGUUAGUUUUUAUCUUUUUAAAAUUUUAUCACCAUUGCAUGUGAGAUGUUAAGGGGCAGCUGCUUCUGUUAAUAAGGCUUUUAUAAGAGUUUCCAUGAAACAUUAAAGUAUUGAGGUCUCAUGCUGCUGGGCGCUGCUGUACUGUUCUGAGAAGUAAAUUCCCAUCAACAGCUUUAUCAUUACCUAAUACUGAGACUUGCCUUAUUUUUGGUGUAUUGCCACUCUUAAAGUUUCACAUAGCCUGUUGGAUCCUUGGAACACAUUGUUGCUCGCUUUCCUCUAGAGAGACCAACAGCAGUGGUGCUUCUGCCAUAAGUUUUGUUGAAUUAAUUUCCAUUCAUAUUUUCCUUGUAUGAAACAUUUGAACAGUAAAUCCUAAGUUGUGGGCCCAAGCACCAGCACACCGUGGGCAGGACACAGAGCUGCAUGUCCGAUUGGUUGCCGAGUCGGAAGAACAAGUUGCCUUGGCGUGCUUAUUGGUUUAUGAAUUUGUAACUAUAAGGAGGAACUGAGUGAACCCUGACAGGAAGUAAUCAUGUCUGUCAACAAAUGGAGCCUAGCACGUUCCUGAUGGAAAACGAGUAUCACUUGAAAAGUAUUCGCCAGUAACCCUGAUCUCAAGUGCAUUGCAUUACAGGUUUUACAGAAAACUUUUUCUCAUACAUGGAGGUUUCAAGAAGUGAAGUGCAAUUUGUCACUAGAAAUCUUCAACAUUUUCAGCAUAGGGCAAGCUCAACAGAAGCAUUACCUGGUAUACACUUCAGAGUACAAUGGAAGCAGCAAUAUAUAUACAGGAAUUGUUGAGGCUUUGGGGUCUGAUAGCUUUACUCUUUAUGUAUUAUAAUAAUAAUUUGGCUGUAAAAAAUACGAUGGAAGAUUGUAGUAUAGUGCAAUAUUACAAACUUCUGUGAAACACAAACGUGAUGGGACCAGCUGUCAUGAGCUUCAGUGUGUGUGUUACUUGAGGCGCGAGGCGGGCGGCAGCGCUGCGGCCCGCGCCCGGCGUGUGGCUGAUGCUUCACCCUGGACGGUCGAGUCACGGAACAUGAAGGAACAUUGUGAAUAGUGUACAGUGAAUCUCAUUUAGUUAGUGAGUAAAAACCUGUACAGUGGGAUGAUUAAUGUUAUUUUCCUUCAGUGGUUGUUUAUGCAUCUUCAGAGAUGAAGCUUCAAGUGUUGAUAUCCAAAUUCUUAUGAACUGAUUUAAUUGCUGAUGUGUUUGUUGUGGUACAUCUCAUGUUGAUGGGAACAACCAACAUUUUUUUUCUUUUUGGGGCAAAACUAUCCAUUCCACACCUUGAUUUUUUAUCCCAUAAGGAGUUUCUCCUUAGGCAAUACACAACAUUUAAGAAUUUGGAACAAGUACAAUUGGCUGAAGCUCUGAAGUGUUAUUACGUAUAUGAAUUUCAUAUUAUGUAUUUGUUUAAGAUGCUUUCCUUUCUGAUUUCUUAGCUGUGAUAUUUUCCUUAUUUUUAUGCUAUAAGAGUCCAUAGACUGAGUCAAGAGCAGAGGUCAGUAUUGGAAGAGCCUAUGAGGGCGGAGAGAGUCAGCCAUGCUUGGUCUGCGGGGCGGGGCGGGGGUGUGCCUCGCCCCGGCCCCACUGGACACUAAAGAUCAAGAGCUCCAAGUAUUGUUUGCUCCAAACACGGUUUUCUACCCUAUGACAAAUAUUUUCUUCAGAUAAUAUUUCUUAAAGAUAUUUGAUUAUGUCCUGCAUUAUAGUACUUAAGGAGUGUUUAACAUGUAUAUCACUGAUGAAUUAAAUUACUUCAUAUGGAUAUAAAUAACUAGAGGGAUAGUAAAGUUAUAUAUGGAUUUGGUGAUGCUAGGAUUGUUUAGUACGAGUAGAGUUCUAUGGAUGUGAAUGAAGAACUGAUUUUGAGAAUGGUGUUUCAGAGGGUUCUAGACGGCUUGGAUGUUAACCAGUGUUAUAUUCUUUAAUUAAUAUUAGUGACCUUGAAGCUCUGUACAAUGAAGCCAAUUAGGAGUAAUUGUAUAUACUUGAGAGACUUUGUACAAGACAAGUGUUGUGACCGACAGUCUCUCCAUUGUGAAACUGAAUGGCUGACUUGAUAGGAGCUGUUUUUUAUGGAAUCUGGCCAAGCUGUGCUCAGUCCGAGGCAGUGGGUGCAAGCCUCUACUGACACAUGCUGCACGCGAUGCUUCUUCAUAGCUCUUGAGGUAUGAGUUGACAUCUCGGUGAGUGCUGUCAAUUAUUUGUGUUGAUGGUAUUAUUGUUUUCCUCUUUAGUACUUAAAGAAUGAAACCAAUAUACGGCUGCCAUCCCUAAGUCCAGUUGUGCCUGGCAUUAACUUGCAUUUCCUGACGUCUCCUUGUGUAUACUGUUAUAGUUUGUUUAUGUCUUCCAUUACUGAACUACAUACUUUGUUGUUAAUAUUUAAUGUUAUUCAAGUCUGUUUUUACAUCUUCCAGUGAGUAAACCGCACGUAGAGCAAGAUUAAGAAAGCUAUCAGAAGCAAGAUUUGGAAUAUGGCCAUAAGUUACAUAUGCAAAUUAGAUGUGCUGAAGUACGUAUCGUUUUCUAACUGCUGUGACAUCAAAGUGGUACCCAAGGAACAUAAGAACUUACAAAUGCUCAUGUCUCAGUUGUGUAUAAAUGGAAAGGGUGGUUGUUUCAGAAGUAUAUGCAAUAUAUUUACAUAUUUAGAACUGUUGAGACAAAGGUAGCAACCCAUGGUAACAAACUGGCCACCUGUUUUAAGGUACGCUGAACUCUGGUUACGAGGCAGCAGUGGAGUGAGGUCGCUUCCCGUCAUGCAUCGUUGAAGGAAGUUGCCUUAGCUCCUUAAUUGAUGUCCUGGGUAAUCGUUUCUAGUGUACUUUGCUCAAUAUUCAGUUGCACCGACAUGUUUAAUACAGGUUGAAGAGUAUGUAAUUAUUUCGCUACAGUAGUGCCAGUAGUUGUAGCUGUAGGUUAGACAUGGUGGAUGUAUUAUUACCAGUAGGUUGCCAAAUUUCUAGCGCCAUUGGGAGAUGAAGGAAAACUGUCCGGAAGGGUGGUAAUCCUUCCUUGGUGUUCGAUUAUGCGUCGUUUGCCACACAAUGAGCGGAGGCAUGUUUCCUUGGUGACUCGUCUUCAUCGCCGACAAGAACAGGGUCUUUAUGAGCUCGUCCAGAUCUUGGUGUUGAUGGGCUGCAAAAUAAUGCCAAUACUGUUUGUUCCUAAGUCCAGAAUUUUCAUAUUAAUUACUGUAUCUUUAUUUGAAUACAAGUUUUUAUGAACUAACUUUUCUAUUGUGCUACAGGAUGUUUGUUUGUUUGUUUGUUUGUUUCUUCACUGUUUUGUAGGUGUUGUUUGUGUGAUAUUGGUUGAAAAGUGCCGAGGGGGAGGAUUUGCUCCCCGAGGUUUUUUAUAUUUGAAAAAUGAAUAUCCAUUUACUCUUGCCAUAUUUCUUUAUGGAUUCACAGGUGCUGCUUGUGUAAGAUAGUACUGUGCUUAUUUUUGUCUAGAGUAUUAACUCAUUUUGGUACUUGUGAUGCUCACAAAUUUACCUUUUUUUGUUUGUUUUUUAGGAUGGGGAUGUGUUACCUCAUGAAUUAAUUUUAAUAGAUAUUGUUUAUGAUACAGGUGUAGUGAUGAAGCAUUGUCUUUAUCUAUUAUCUUUAUGCAUUUUUAUUGUUUUAUUUUUGUAAUGGGCUUUAAAUGCAAUACAGUACUUUAUUUGUCUGUCUUAAUUCUCAUGACCAAGUAAUGAACACAUGGUGCUUCCGUUUUGUUUGACGGCUUCGAUGCCUCCGGGAGGAGUGUGGGCGGUGCGGUGCAGUGGAUGCCACCAGUCUGGCCAGUGCAACACGGACCAGUGACUUUAGCAGGGAGUGUCUGCGGCACAGAGCAGGAGCCCGGCGGAACACUGGCUCAGGGGAGGGGAGAGGGGGAUGUGUUGCAAGUUAGUCUUGAAACUUUUAACAAACUCGGUGUUUAUUGUAUAAAUUUUUUAUUGAUAUUAAUGUGCCAUCAUUUCAGGCAUUUAUAGUUUUGCAUGUAAUAUUGUUUCAGUUUUUUUUCACAGAAGUGCAAUUUGAAGUGUAUUGAUGGGUUACAAGAGCCUAAAAAUAUACAGUUGACAAAAGAAAACUGGGUAACAUGACGCAUGACUUGUGUAAAUGGAUACAAAACUAUUCCUGGAAAUUUACUCCUAACGAGUGACUUCAGGUAUUCAGUGGAUUCCCGCCACAAAUGGUUCAUAGGCUUUCCAUGAAGAAUGAAACAACAGUAUUUAUGUUAUUAUUGUAUAAAGUUGUACAGUUGUCUUGCAUCAUAUACAGUCACUGUUUUUGUUAAUCAUUAUAUAAAUUUGUAAAAACUAUUUUCUACUUUUCAUAUUGUAUCAGUAACAACUUGGAUAGUGUUGUCAGUGCGGCAGGUACAGAGGCUAACCGUGUGAGACAGGGAGCGUCGGAGAGGAGGGAAGCCAUAAACUACCCAUGGUUGCAGUGUGAAGGUUAUUCUUGCAGUUAGGUGCCUUUAGUUCACGGGAGGACUGGUACUACUGACUUGCUGAAGCCACAAUGAAGACUGAUCCUGAGAAAUGCUUUCCCAGUUACAGGAAAUGCAAGUGCUAUCCCACACUUCCAUUGUAGGAUGUGGCUACUUCAAGUGCCCUGCAUGAAUCAUAAGUUUAUUACAGAAAGGUAGUCAAUAUUUUGUAAAUAAUCUACAAUACAGAUAGAGACAGAUCAUUUACUACAUUCAGAAUCAGCCAUUACCCCUACCAGCAACGUUUGUCUUUACACAUUGCCCUUGUUUAAGAAGGUUCAAGACAGUGCAGUCAAAGCUAUCCUCAAUAAAUGGAUCAUCAGCGUGAGAGCAAAAGUUAACAAGUGAUCGGUUGAAUAUUUGAGCCUGUUGGUUCUCAGCUGAUCUGCUUGGUUGAAAAAAUGAUCUGAAAGGUUGACUGGACCCCUAAAUGCCUUGUUGUGAAAAGGCUGGUCAUGCACUGGGCCCUGAACCAUGAGUAGGAGGACUAAAUGACAAAGAAUGUUGAUGUUGCCGUUAACUGCGAGGUGGAUCCAUGACGGAGAUGAUAAACUCUACACAAAUGUCAAAGUUUAAUGUUCUUGGCUGAGAGGAAGUCUCCCAAUCAGUUAAGUGAAAUACUUCAGAUUCAAACCAAAAGUAGCAUAUAGUUUUAUUCAGGUUUUCAUACCCCACGCCUGAAUUUUGAGAUAACAAUAAUACCCAUUUUAUAACAUUUCCCGAAGAACACGGUGAGGGACUCGAGGACGUGACCCUUGACACUCCCACGCCCAGUGAUAGGCUGCAGCAAUCAGGUCCUUGAACACUGUCAACACCACACCUGCUGACGGAGUGUGACACAGCUCUGUUCAUUUAUUUUACAAGAAAAUCUCUUUUUGAAGAUACUUUAGAUGUACAGGUAGCUUAAUUUAUAUUAAAUACUAGCACAGCUAUUGGAGAUAGCUUAAUAUUUAAGAUUACCUGUUCACUGGCAUUACUGUGGACAUUAGGGACUGGAAAUGUAUAGGAGAGCCACAGGUAUGGUGAGUGUGUUAGCGGUAGAGUUCCAUGUUACUAGAACACUCACUACGUACUUCUGGUUUAUUGAACUCUGAGUUAUAAAGACUAGCCAUUACCUAAAGGGGGUGUGGAAAGUGUGUGUUGGGCAUAUCCUUCUGUUUUAGGAAAAAGGAUACACAACAGCUGUUUAGAACUCCCUUUGACGGAUUGGCACAGCUUUUUACCAUUGCUCAACUGAUGCCCAAGUCUAAAUUUUGAAUAACUGGAAGUAUUUUCCCACAAGUGAAGCUCUGGUCUUAACAUCCCAGAGAAUCCGAUGCUAGUAAUCCUGUCUGAGGCUUUCAGGGAACACCAUCUUCAAACUUUUAGGUCAGUUUUCUAGAGGUGUGAAAGUUGUAAAUUUGCUAUUUUCACAAAAUUCUAUUUUUCCCUAAUCCUGUCACAUUAUGAAGAGUUGUGAAAGCCUGCCAGCAUUGUCAUAAUGCUUGACAGUGAACUUGGAUAUUAUUCUUUAUAUGUAAAAGUUCAUUCAAUACAACCUCUGUUAGGUCAUGACAUUUUACCAAGCCAUAAUUAUUAUAAUAAAUCCUUAAGUUUUUUA